UUAACGUUGUUUUGCGUAAAAAGUUAAAGCAACACAUUAGUUCCUUUAGGUUUGUAAGAAUAAUUAAAUUGUUAGAAGAAAAUAGAGUUAUGAUAAAAUCACUCAUUUUCCUUCGUACUAAACACACCCUUACUUAACCAAGUUCUUUUUUUAUUUUGAUUACCCGAAAAAGAUAUAGUGAUCAGCGCUACAUCAUGGAUUUUCCAAGAAAGAGCAAAUGCCAGUAAUAUCGAGAAUGCAGUCAACGAAGCACUAUUGGAUAAGCCAAAGACCAACUCACCUGAAUUGGAAUACCAAAAUGCAAUAAAAUUAGCGGAAUUCCUUUGUGAGAAGUUAAAAGGUUUAAGCGAGAAAGAGAUCAUCUCCAUUGUUGGCGGCCCUCUCCUUCAAGCCGUGCAUUUCGACAAUUACAAGCUUGUUGAAAUUUUUGUGGGGAAAUUUCCUUUACUGGUUUAUCAUAGCAACAAAAAUGGGAAGAAUAUACUUCACAUUGCAGUAGAAAAUCGCUGCACAAAUGUCUUUAACUUGAUCUGUCAAAUGAGUCAGCAUAGACAUCAGCUCAUAACUUCAGUGGAUUCAUUCAAUAAUACAAUGUUGCAUUUGGCUGGUAAAUUGCCACCUAAAAACAAAGUAAAUCAUACUUUUGGCGCAGCUCUUCGAAUGCAAGAAGAAUUGCGGUGGUUUGAGGUAGUGAAGGAGAUGUUACCUCCUCCUUAUUAUGAGCGUUUAAACAAUAAGGGUAAAACGGCUCAUCAAGUAUUUACAGUGCAACAUGCAAAUUUAAAAAUAGAAGGAGAAAAAUGGAUGAAAGAGACGGCAAGUUCAUGUGCAAUUAUAGCAAUGCUCACAGUUGCCAUUGCAUUUGGUGCAACAAUUACAGUUCCCGGUGGCAGAAACUGCGAAAACGGUCUUCCAAUUUUCUCAAGAAACGGAUUCUUCAGCGCAUUCGCGUUCUCCAAUACAGUAUCACUCUCCACUGCCUGCAUUUCUCUGUUCGCGUUCGUUUCUAUUUUAACUUCUAGUUAUGCAGAAGAAGAUUUUCUCCGUGUUUUGCCAAAGCGUCUGUUAUGGGGACUUCUCACCUUGUACGCCUCAAUAGAAGCAAUGAUGCUAAGCUUUGGUUGUGCGCUCUAUUUUGUGUUCAAGGACAACUAUAUGGUGUUCUAUGUAGGGUUUGUACUAGCUGUAUUACCCAUCUUAGCAUUUCAACAUUGGCGAGGCUCACUCGUUAAUCAUCUGUUUUUUGAGGUCAAGAAAAAAGACAAUUCUUUGGAGUCAUAGAAGAUAUGUAGGUGGUAAUGUAUAUUUCUUGUGCAAUUUAGCUUUCAGUACGUUAUUCU
Molecule: messenger RNA, 1340 nt
Organism: Nicotiana tabacum (common tobacco)
Lineage: Eukaryota; Viridiplantae; Streptophyta; Magnoliopsida; Solanales; Solanaceae
Source: RefSeq, a predicted model, not a curated record